UACAUCUACUCGCAUGGUCAUAUUAUUGUUUUAUAUUGACAUUAUUUUUCUGGACCGUAUUUAUUUAAACUUUAAAAGAAGCAGAAUAAUAGAAAAAUGAGUCUACCAGCUGCACUAUUGCAGCGCCUGAAGAAGCGCGGUCUUGUGACCAAACAAUCGGGAACCACACCGAUUUCAGAAGCUAUAGAAGAGAUUAUAGCCGAAAACUACGACGACGAUGACAAGAGCGGCCCGUACCCGUACAAGGAGGACAUAUCCCCGGAGCCCAAGCGCAGGAGCGUGGAGGAGCAGUUCUGGUCGCACCGCAUCAAGGAGCGGAUCGGCGUGAACGAGUCCUACCAUGGUUACAAGCUGUGUCCCAACAAGUACAACAUAUACCACAAAUGCUCGCUGUACUGCGUGAAUAAGUUCAACAGCGCCCCGCACUCGCAACCCGGCCAUAGGUAUCUCAAGCGCUACAAGAGAUUGCUGCGAAAAUAUCCACUGGAGGCGGGCUGGAAGGAUAUCUACGAUAGGGGCUGCAGGGCUUACUACUUCUAUAACUCCACCACCCAAACUGUCUCGUGGCUACCUCCUUCCCAUCCCAAAGCACGCGUCACGAACAGCGCCGCCGUGUUUCGCAGACAACUGGCCAAUUCCAACGAUGAGUUCAACUUCGAUACCAACAUGGUUCUGCCCAAGUCUUCUAACCAAAAUGAACUCGAUGAGCCCGAUGUUUUCAUACCCCCCAAGAAGCAAAAGUCCAGGGACCUGGAACGAAAAAUUCAGCGACGUCGCCGUAAUGAUAACUAGUAGCACUAUUUGACCUAUGAGCUGUAGUUAGCUACUGCUCGAAUAAAAAUGAAUAACUAUGAUAUUAAGGUUUAAAAAUGUA
Molecule: messenger RNA, 874 nt
Organism: Drosophila teissieri
Lineage: Eukaryota; Metazoa; Arthropoda; Insecta; Diptera; Drosophilidae
Gene: PQBP1
Exons: 2
Coding region: 97-792 (231 amino acids)
Molecular function (GO): protein binding
Source: RefSeq, a predicted model, not a curated record